UGACACAGCUCUCUGCCUCGAAUCAAAAUACAAAAUACAAGUAGAGUUAAUAAUGGCGGAUGAUUCAUGUGAUGUGCCGUUCCCUGAUCCUGAGGGCAGUGAUAAUGAGCACGACUUUGACUCUGAUGAUUCCAACGACCCUAUUCCACCCACUGCAGGUGGAGCAACACGAAAUCUCUUCUCUACAACAGGGGUUCUAGGUGACCCACUCCUUCCCUCCGUUGAAGAUAUCUUUGGAGAAGAUCAGCCCUCUCCUCGAUCCACAGCGACACCCACCACUGCCGAAAGGGCGGAGGUGAUCGGCAUUGAUCUUGGUACCACAUUCUCUUGUGUGGCUGUGUGGGACGGUAGCCAUCCGACUGUCAUAGCAAACAAUAUGGGGAAUCGGACAACUCCUUCCUGGGUCUCCUUCCAAAAUGAGAAUGUGUUCGUUGGUGAGGCAGCAAGAAGCAAAGGCUCUCGAUUCCCCCGAGCCACAAUUUAUGAUGCCAAGAGAAUGAUUGGUCGCAAAAUGUCAGAUGCCACCAUUCAGCAGUCACUGAAGCUCUGGCCAUUUAACAUGACUGAAUUUCGUGGCAACUGUGCCAUUGAGGUUUCUGGAGAUACACCCCAGCUUCUUAUGCCCGAAGAAGUUUCUGCUUAUGUGCUUGCCAAGAUGAAGCACACUGCAGAAGAUUACCUUGGACAUAAGGUCACGCGUGCUGUCAUUACUGUCCCUGCUUACUUCAACGACGCUCAGAGGCAGGCGACUAUUGAUGCAUCCGAAAUAGCUGGUUUGAAAGUGGAGAGGAUCAUCAAUGAGCCUACUGCAGCCGCUCUUGCUUACGGACUAGAGAGAUCACAAAGAGAUGACCGAUCUAAGACAUUACUCAUGUAUGAUUUAGGUGGUGGCACCCUAGAUGUUACUAUCAUGGUUAUAGAAGGUGGUGUGUUUGAAGUCAAAAGCACCAGUGGAGAUUCGUAUUUAGGUGGGCAAGAUUUUGACAAUAAUCUUGUUCAGUUCUUUCUGCCUGAAGUUGAGUCACAGUGCGGUGAAGACAUCUCUAGGAAUCCAAAGGCUCUAAAGAAGCUCCGAGAUGCUUGUCAGUCACUCAAGCACAAUCUUUCACACUCAGACGUGGCUGGUAUCGAAGUUGACGCUCUAGUUAGCGGAGAAGACUUUGAAUCUUCUUUAACAAGAGAUAAAUUUGUUGAAAUCAAUCAGGAUCUAUUUAAGAAAUGUCUCGAGCCACUGUAUAGAGCGAUUACUGACGCUAGCAUAUCCAGGGAAGACAUUGACGAGAUUGUGCUGAUUGGUGGAUCCACACGCAUCAUACGAAUCCAACAACUGCUAGAGGAACACUUUCCCAAUAAGCCCCUGAGUAAGAGAAUUAAUCCCGACGAGGCCGUAGCGUUAGGAGCUGCAAUCCAAGGGGCCAAUCUCUCACUAUCGUUUGACAAGAAGCACCCAAAACUAUCAGGCAUUACACUGAUGGAUGUGAUACCAAUGAGCCUUGGAAUUGAGCUGGUAGGGGGAAGAAUGAGUGUCGUUGUCCCUCGAAACACGACCAUUCCUUACUCCCACACUAGGGUGUAUCGUAACAAUGAAAACUACCAGACUCGAGUAAUUGUGGAGGUAUUUGAGGGAGAAGACAAAGCGACCAAGAACAAUAGGUUACUCGGCAAGUUUACACUACCAGGGCUGCCUCCUAGACCAAGGGGACAGGUCCAGAUCCCAGUGACUUUCACCAUCGAUGCUAACGGUGUGCUAGAGGUGACAGCCAGUGUGAAGGGGGAGGAGGGAUCAUCAAAGACUGUGGUGAUUCAGAAAGACAAAGGUCUACUCACUGGUGACGAGAUUAAGAACAAAGCCAAACUACUGAAUAAGUGGGAAAAACGGUGUAGGGAUAACAAAUUAAACUGAUUGUUUUCUAUUGUGCAUAUGUGUUGUGUGUUGACUCUUUUGUUUGUACUUUA
Molecule: messenger RNA, 1956 nt
Organism: Halichondria panicea
Lineage: Eukaryota; Metazoa; Porifera; Demospongiae; Suberitida; Halichondriidae
Product: heat shock 70 kDa protein-like
Exons: 4
Coding region: 53-1903 (616 amino acids)
Cellular component (GO): cytoplasm
Molecular function (GO): ATP binding; ATP-dependent protein folding chaperone
Source: RefSeq, a predicted model, not a curated record